UCUUUUGCAUGAUGAAUUGUGGUGUUAGCUCAAAAACUCUAGAGAGGAUCUGGUGCUGGAGUCACAAUUUGAAGAACAGAAGUUCUCUAUUUACACACAGAAUGGGUACAGCAUAAAUUAAAGGCAACUCAAGAUUCCAGUGUACAAUACUACAUCUCCGCCUGACUGUCUGCAGGGCAAGGCUGAUGCACACCAGCAGAUUGCAAACGGACAUGAGAUGCUUUGCUCCCAUCAGCACACAUCUCACACUGUGUUACUGUGUCACUGGCCGGAUUCUGAUCUCAGUCACAGUAGUGUGAAUGUAGAGUAGCUCUGCUGAAGUCAACUGGUUAAUGAGGAGUCAAACCAGCCCAUAUCUUUCUCCACCAAAUACAAACCACAAUGGAAUUUACUGAGUGUACUCCUACACCAGGACUGCAGAGAGCAUUUCUGGAAUAAAUGGCAGAGAGAAACCACACCACGGUGACUGAGUUCAUUUUCGUAGGAUUCACAGAUCAUCCAGAGCUACAGAUCCCCCUCUUUAUGUUGUUCCUAGUGAUGUAUGUGGUCAGCCUGAUGGGGAAUCUUGGGAUGAUAGUGUUAAUUAUGGUUGAAACCCGACUUCAUACUCCCAUGUACUUUUUCCUAAGCCAGAUGUCCAUUGUAGACAUUGGCUAUUCCACUGCCAUAGCUCCCAGGUUGCUAAUGACCUUUGUAGCAGAGACUAGAACCAUUCCUUUGAUUGAGUGUGCGGCACAACUAUUCUUCGUCUGUUUCUUUGUGACCAAUGAAUGUUGCCUCCUGGCUGUGAUUGCAUAUGACCGCUUCAAAGCUAUCUGUAAUCCUCUGCUAUACAGAGCCAUUAUGUCCAAGAGACACUGUGUCUUGUUUGUGGCUGGUACAUAUGUAUGUGGCUCUGUGAAUUCAGUUGUGCAAACUCUAUUUAUAUUCAGUCUGUCCUUCUGCAGCUCCAAUGUUGUCAACCAUUUCUUCUGUGAUGUGCCCCCUAUGCUGAAGCUGUCCUGCUCUGACACCCAUGUCACUGACCUUGUACUUUUCACUUUCUCUACUGUAAUUGGAAUGACUAGUUUCCUGGGUGUCCUAAUCUCCUACAUGUGCAUCCUUGUGGCAAUUCUCAGGAUCCGUUCUGCCAAGGGGAGACACAAAACCUUUUCCACCUGCGUCUCGCACCUGACAGUCGUCACUAUGUUUUAUGGGACACUGAUAUGUAUAUAUUUAAGACCCAGUUCUAGCUACGUGAUGGACCAAGACAAGGUUACCUCUGUGUUUUAUGCCCUUGUGAUCCCCAUGUUGAACCCCCUGAUCUACAGCCUGAGAAACAAGGAGGUAAAUGAUGCCUUUAAAAGGAUGAUAUACAGGAAGAAUUUUUCUUGGUAA
Molecule: messenger RNA, 1377 nt
Organism: Mauremys mutica (yellowpond turtle)
Lineage: Eukaryota; Metazoa; Chordata; Testudines; Geoemydidae
Product: olfactory receptor 1019-like
Exons: 3
Coding region: 439-1377 (312 amino acids)
Biological process (GO): G protein-coupled receptor signaling pathway; sensory perception of smell
Cellular component (GO): membrane
Molecular function (GO): G protein-coupled receptor activity; olfactory receptor activity; odorant binding
Source: RefSeq, a predicted model, not a curated record